Molecule: messenger RNA, 1416 nt
Organism: Capronia epimyces CBS 606.96
Lineage: Eukaryota; Fungi; Ascomycota; Eurotiomycetes; Chaetothyriales; Herpotrichiellaceae
Exons: 3
Coding region: 1-1416 (471 amino acids)
Biological process (GO): transmembrane transport
Cellular component (GO): fungal-type vacuole membrane
Molecular function (GO): transmembrane transporter activity
Source: RefSeq, a predicted model, not a curated record
AUGCUGGUAAACACGGAUCAGCAUGGAGCAGUUCGGUCUGAUGAUCCGUUGAAUUGUCCGCCCAAGUGUGAAUCUACCGUUGUCUGUGGUAGACUCGAGGAGGAAGAUGUUGGCGCAGCCUCGUCAGGAAGAAGAGCUUUUGUUGCCCCCGACGGUGGAUUUCAAGCUUGGCUUCAAGUUGUCGGGGCUUUCUUCGUCUCGUUCAAUUCGUGGGGCAUAGUCGGGACAUUCGGGGUGUUCCAAACAUUCUACGAAACCUCGCCGUCGUCCAUCCUCCUACAAAGCAGCCCAUCUCAGAUCUCUUGGAUAGGAUCCAUGCAGGCGUUUCUCCUUCUGCUUGUCAGUGUUCUCAGUGGACCGGCCUUUGACUCGGGCCACAUGAAAUUCCUGCUAGCAUCCAGUCUUUUCUGCACACCCCUCGGCUUCAUGAUGACCAGCAUCAGCUCCGAAUACUGGCACGUCAUGCUUGCCCAAGGCCUCUGUAUAGGCGUGGGCCUCGGGGCCGGCUUCACGCCCUCUGUUUCGAUUGUGCCACAGUAUUUCCUCAGAAGGAGAGCGACCGCCCUAGGAAUGGCGGCCACCGGCGCGAGCAUUGGCGGAGUGGUUUAUCCCAUCCUCUUCCACGCAUCACUCGACACACUCGGCUUCCGCUGGUCCUGUCGCAUCCUGGGCUUCGUCUCCGCCGCCACGCUGGCCAUCCCGUUUCUGGUGUUGAGAAACCAGGUCGGUUUCAGCGCGGCACAGAAAAGGCGUCUGAUCGACCUCGCUGCGCUGCGCAAUCCGCACUUCGUCGUCUAUUGUCUGGCCAUGUUUCUGAUCUUCCUGGGCUUUCUCAUUCCAAUGUUCUAUGUGCAAUCCUUUGCCAUCUCGAAGGGCAUCGUCGGUAACGUCGUCAACGUCGAUGAUGGUGAUGGUGAUGGUGGUGGCUAUGGUGACGGUCAUGGUGAUGGCUUAGCUUUCUACCUUCUGCCCAUCCUCAACGCCGGCUCGACCCUGGGCCGCCUUCUUCCCAAUUACGUAGUCGAUCGCUGCGGUCCGUUCAACGUCCUCCUACCUCUCACCACGGGGUCGGCCAUCCUGGCACUAUGUUGGCCGUCUGUCCAGUCGACGGGGGGCAUUGUCGUAUUUGCGUCGUUGUACGGCUUUUUCACCGGCGGAAUGGUCUCGGCCACCGCCGUGCCCAUCAUCUCGUUCGCCAACAACCAACGAAACGUCGGCACUUAUGUCGGCAUGUGCUUCUUCUGCACUGCAUUCGGCCUUUUGGCAGGGCCCCCAUCAGCAGGCGCCAUCCUGACCCAAUCCAACAAUUACCUGGGCCCGUCGCUGUUUGGCGGCAUCGCUCUCCUGCUUGCUAGCUUCCUGCUCGUUGCUAUCCGCCUGAGGAUGGUUGGUUGUGUUGCUGCCGUCAAGGUGUGA